This is a messenger RNA of Macroventuria anomochaeta, 1568 nucleotides long. Its product is annotated as Allantoicase. Bases 297 to 1331 code for a protein of 344 amino acids. The transcript is spliced from 2 exons. Gene Ontology annotation, biological process: allantoin catabolic process. Lineage: Eukaryota; Fungi; Ascomycota; Dothideomycetes; Pleosporales; Didymellaceae. Gene Ontology annotation, molecular function: allantoicase activity. The record is from RefSeq and is a predicted model, not a curated record.
CCCUCUCAUAUGCGUCCGAGCUUACCUGAUAGUUAUCGAUUCCCUCAGGUGUCAGAACCACUAUCUCCGCAUUCGGUCAAUCACCUCGGAAAAUGCAGGCCCGCGGCCGGUUCCGAGAUGUCUUGAAGAUGUUGCGCGAUCUAAGGACCCUUGGUGGGGUAAAGGUAACGAUAUAGAAUGAGGCCACCCCGCUGGUUGCUCGUGUGCUCCAUACGCUUUCUGUACACAACUUCAAUUGAAGCCUUGAAUUGAGACCUUGAAACUUCAAUCACUACUACCUCAUACAACAGCCCAUCAUGGCAGCCACAUCAGCCCAUAGCAUUCCCGCCGACCAGAUCGACUCGACAUUCAAGUCGAACUACACUGACCUCAUCUCUGCCCCCCUCGGCUCGAAAAUCGUCUCCUUCAGCGACGAAUGGUUCGCCGCCGCCUCAAACCUCAUCACCAAAACCGCACCCAUCAGCCGUCCUGGCGUCUUCGUGCACUCGGGCGCCUGGUACGACGGCUGGGAGACGCGGCGCCACAACACCGAGCCCGCUGACUGGGUCGUGAUCCGCCUCGGCACGGCCUCCGGAAAAGUCGCGGGCGUGGAAAUCGACACCGCCUUCUUCAACGGGAACCACGCGCCCGAGAUCGCCGUUGAAGGCGCGUUCGCCGAGUCUGAUGAGGAGGUCGCGAAGCCAGGGUACAGUGGUUGGGAGACGGUGCUGAGCAAGCAGGAGUGCGGACCCAGCCAGCGCCACGGAUGGCUGCUCGACCAGAUCACCGAGAAAGCAUACACACACGUCCGUCUGCUCAUGUACCCCGACGGCGGCAUCGCGCGCUUCAGACUGUACGGCAACGCGGUCCCCGUCUUCCCGGCCGACACAUCCGCCAUCUUCGAGCUCAGCGCGACCGUCAUGGGCGGCGUCGCCACAGCCUGCUCGGACCAGCACUUCGGCACCAAGGACAACCUCCUCCUGCCUGGUCGCGGAAAGGACAUGGGCGAUGGGUGGGAAACCAAACGUACACGCGGUGAGCAUGUUGACUGGACCAUCGUUCGCUUAGGUGCAGCCGGCGAGAUUGACCAUGUUGUGAUUGACACGGCGCAUUUUCGCGGGAACUUCCCGCAAAAGGUGCAGGUCUUUGCCGGUGCCUUUGAGACGGAUCCGAGCCAUGAUGAGCCUGGCUGGACGGAGGUGCUGAGCCCGCAAAAGAGCGGGCCGGAUGUGGAGAUCAAGUAUCAGAGUGAACUGAGCAAUGUGCAGGGGAAGAAGUAUACGCAUGCCAAGUUGGUCAUUCUUCCUGAUGGCGGUGUCAAGAGGUUCCGCGUCUUCGGCAAGAGGGUUUGAGCAUGUAGGGCAUAACACGAGUUGGCGCGACAUGGACAAAACGAUGCCUACACCGCAAUACAAGACUGAGCAUGCAAGCAGGAACCUAUGUUGUGAGAUUGGGUUUUGUUGAGUUCAAAAAGUCGUAAGAAUUCAAAGGGUAUCUAAAGUACAAAAGGCUCCAACGAUCAAUCUUGCUAUCCAAGAUGACUCCAACUCCUCACAAGGAUAUACACAGAUGCCAAAAGAACGUGGUCA